Messenger RNA from Nematostella vectensis (starlet sea anemone), 3154 nucleotides. RefSeq lists its product as uncharacterized. Gene Ontology annotation, molecular function: ubiquitin protein ligase binding. Gene Ontology annotation, cellular component: cytoplasm. NCBI's taxonomy places the organism in Eukaryota, Metazoa, Cnidaria, Anthozoa, Actiniaria, Edwardsiidae. Gene Ontology annotation, biological process: proteasome-mediated ubiquitin-dependent protein catabolic process; regulation of proteolysis. The record is from RefSeq and is a predicted model, not a curated record. Bases 199 to 2856 code for a protein of 885 amino acids. The transcript has 21 exons.
UUAGCUAUUUUCAUUGAUACAGACUUGAUGUUAUAAUGUGUGUUAUUUUUAUUUUACGAGAGGUUUCAGGUCUAAAAAUAGCAUUUUUCUAUGCUGGACCAGUCUAUACCGUGAGCUCUGCGCAGACUCAGUAAGAGUCUAGAAGUAAAAACAUCAACACAAAUACAAAGUCAGCAGAAAAGUGUCUAAAAUCUCACGAUGGAAAAAAAGGUGGAAGGCUUUUUUACAGAUAAAGAACUGUAUGGAACUUGGAAGGUUACUGAAGCCCAUGUGUCAAAGAAUGAUACUGAAGAAUGCAUUGACAAUUUAGAAGGGAUUCAGUUUACUCUGCAAGAAGAAGACGAACUUGUAUGGGAAUUGACAUCGUCUGCGAAAAAAGAUCCGCUUCCAUUUUUCGCAUGCGAGACUUUCGAGUUUAUCUUCUCUGAUCAUAACACUGUGAAUGAGCUCCAGUUCUUCGGCAAGACCCCAGAGUGCUGGAUAGAAUUCAAGGUAUCUGGAAUACCAACAAAGUUGCUAUUAACUCAUGGCCGUUUUGAGCUUCUUUGCACUAAGGUGGUCACAACCUUUCUGGAUUCAGCGAUGGAACAUUUUAAUUUAUUAGGUGCAUUGAGGGAGGAAUUCUUCUCUGACUUAAGCCUCACUUCAGCAAAUGGUGAAGAAUUCCACGUCCACAAGACUGUGUUGUCGUGCACAUUUUUUAAGCAUGACUGGGAUACCGUACCGGAUUGUCUGUUAGGCCUGCCAAGCGAUGUCCUUGGCGCCCUACUACACUUUAUGUACAGUGGAAAUCUCCCUAAGGAUAUCACAGAGAAAACAUUGAGCAAAACCCUAAGUGUUGCAUCAAGUGUUCCUGAGCUUGAACAUUUAUCAGAGCUGUGUAGUUACUUUCUGGAAGCAAGUGCAGUAAAAAAUAAGAUCAAUGGCCUUUUGAAAGAACUUGACAAGUCCUUAGCAACCAUCGUCAAGGAGGUUCAUGAGUUGUGUCCUUCCUCUAGCCACUCACCCUUGGCAGGCCAUGACGCGUUUGGCCUUAGUAGGAUUUACAGUACAGUCAAGGCGGUUACCAUGGAGAUGGCAAUAGCAAGCUUACGGUUUGUGCUGCUAUGUGAUGUCUUCACACAGAGAAAGUCUGAACUCAACCACGAAGAGCGUCAUGCCCUUUUCAAGGAUGUGAAAGCAAGGAUGGCUGCAUGGUCUCAACAGCUUCUCUCUGCUCUUGUUUGCCUGCGUGAUUGGUUGAGUCGACUGGCAGAGGGGCAGAAAUGUGAGAUUGCUAAAUACCUGCUUCCAGAGAUUGAAAGUGUAUGGGAGACCAUAACGUUGCUAGGCAACAAGACUCGCAGUAGUUUGGACCAGAUUUUGCAGAGUACUGACAAGGAGAGGGAAGAACGCAAAGCGAACCACAGCAGCACAGGGAAGGGAAACAAACUGGGUAGAGCCCUUAGAAAUGCAAUUCAUAUAAAAGAGCUGACCAUUUUAAAAAAGUUACAGAAAAAGGCUACAGAAACUUUCACGUUUAUCAUAGAUAUAAGAGAGGACUUUAUAACAUUCGACCAAGACCACAAAAUCCGCUUGAUUGUGAAGUCGAUUAACAAAAUAUCAGCUGAGAUCCCCUACUACAUUCGUCUACUGGAGCGUUUUCCAAACUCCAAGAAGCUGAGCUUUAAAGAAUGGAAGUACUUUUUUAAAGUUGGAACUUCAAAAGCUUCUUGGAUGUUAGGUCGAGCAAAGCAAAACACGCCCGCGCUACAACCGCUGGUACAGACGUCACGUGACCUUGUCAACCAAGACAUGUUCAACGAACUCCUGUCACAACUCGGGCUUGUCAGAGACGGGGGAGAGCAGUAUAUUCCUGGGGGUACUACACAGGAAACAUCGUCUCUUUCCACGAACAAAACUUGCUCCCCUACUACCCCUCCCCCAGGGUUUCCUGUCCCUCUCGCCCAGGCUGUGGCCCGUCUCCUUGAGUCUGGUGAGCAUGCGGACAUGACUUUCUUGGUCAGCGAUUCAUCGUUACAAGACACAGACAGCACCCUAGACUCUCGGACCAAUCAGAAAGCAGCUGUGUCAUGUGUCGAACAAAUGAAAAGUUUAAAAGUGGAAGACGAAAGAGAGACGAGUAGCCAGGCCUGUUGUGUCUUGAGCGAGGGAACUGGAAAUGGCUAUGUGGAGCUUAGAGCGCAUCGUGUCAUUCUUGCGGCGCGUUGCGAUUGGUUUAGACGGGCACUGACAAGUGGUAUGAAGGAAUCAAUAGACAAAAAAAUAUCCAUCCCAUUUACAAACCCAGCGCUGUUUAAGUGUUUCCUGUGUUCUUUAUACCGUGGGAACAUGGAAACUAGUACUAUGACCACAGAGCAGCUUGUGGAUAUGCUGACCAUAACAGACAGAUAUGAGGUGGAUUCUCUAAAGCAAGCUUGUGAGGCAGCCUUGAGUUCCCGGAUGACAGAGGAGACAGCUCUAUUCCUUUUCGGCCUUGCGGACCAAUACAAUGCCUUCUGUCUUAAGGAAGAUGCGCUGAAGUUUAUCAGAGAUAAUUGUCACUUGGUAUCGAGUGAUGAGUAUGAAGAUUUAGCCCCACAUCUGCAGCGAGAGGUCACAGAUAUGCUUGAGGAGAACAUGUGUAGCAGUCAUUCCGUGACAGAAGAUGUACGGCAAGCCUUUGAGGUGUCGCGGUCCGAAGAGUUCGAUCGGGCGUUCCCGCCGCCAGGACAGGAAGCCCAAGAGACUCGAAUGGAGGCCUGUAUUCGGGCUCUAACAGACAUCCUUGGUGAAGUGCCAAGAAGGGAACUCAUCCGAGUCACGCUAGCAGCAGACUUUGACGUAAACAGAGCUUUGAAUUUUUACUUUUCAUAGUUCUUCGGCUGUCGGUUAAAUGCGGAGUAUCCGGAGUGUAGAAGGUGCUCCCAUUGUCACGCUUGCCCACUAGCUAAGGGGGAGGCGUGCGUGACAUUAAGAGCGGCUGCUAAGCAGACUACGUAGUGUGGGGGAGCGGAGUUAUAUGGAGAGCUGAUAUUCACUCCAGGAUAGCAAUAAUAAUAAGUUUCUUCAGGCUGCGUUUCGUAAACGCAGCAAGAUUUCCCGAGCAACGGAUUUUUGCUUUUCUCUUCUAUUAGGAACCAUUAUUACUGAUACGACCUUGAGAUGAAGUUUA